This is a messenger RNA of Strongylocentrotus purpuratus (purple sea urchin), 5810 nucleotides long. RefSeq names its product phospholipase A I (gene pnpla8). Gene Ontology annotation, biological process: arachidonate metabolic process. Gene Ontology annotation, cellular component: membrane. The transcript has 8 exons. The record is from RefSeq and is a predicted model, not a curated record. NCBI's taxonomy places the organism in Eukaryota, Metazoa, Echinodermata, Echinoidea, Camarodonta, Strongylocentrotidae. Bases 225 to 3008 code for a protein of 927 amino acids.
GAUAAUGCUACACACGUACACAAUAACAUUAGCGAGACAUACGAAGCAAUGCAAGCGAAAGGAGGUCAGUUGUAAUUUUACUUCUCCAAGAUUUGCUUUGCAUAACGAGUAACCAAAGCUGUGCAACUACACCAUGCUGUAAUCAAAGAUACAAAAUGAAGAUAUCCAAAAACUGAAAUUCCUUCUAAAACUUUCACAAGUACAGUCACAAAAAUAUUGCAGCAAUGGAUAUACAGAAGCCUGUUUUAAUGGGUCGACUUAUCAUUUGGAGGCAGCUCGAAAAUAACAACUGGCACAGGAGGAAACUCCAUAAAUGCUGCAAGGCCAAGUAUAGGUCAGGCAAGGCUGCCAUGCUGACAAGUGCUGCAUACCUCAAUAUUGCCAGCGGCAGCAGUCUUCAGCAUGGACACAAACAAUUCACCUAUAUAAGUGCAAGAUUCAAGUCUUCUAAAUCACAGAAAGGUAAUACUAGGAAGGAGAAUGCCAUGUCCUUGGCAAGCCUAUAUCAUGCUGCUGGGUCUGUGAGCAACUCAGUACAGAGGAAGAUUGUGGAUGGAGUAUUCACCCCUGUCCUCUUGUACAGUUACCAGAUGUUACCCAAACUCUCUGCCAGAGAUCACAAGGUGUUAAGUGAAAAGAGGGACGACCAAGAAAACCAGAAUCUUCCACUUCAGAAUGAGAAGAUUGAAGUAAACCAAGUGCCAAAUAGAGGAGAUAUUGAACACCACACAAAACCUCAAAUUGCUACUCCUGCAAGUGUAGAGGAGAGACUAGAUGAAAGAAAACCUGUGGAAUUCCAGAUUCCUGAUUUAGAAAAGAAGGGUGCAACCUACUGGGUUGAGUUUCCGUCUCUGAAGAAGUAUGCAUCAGUUUCUGCUUUGACUGAAAUGGGCCUUUCUGCUACACGUGUACUCCAUCGGAAGAGGUUUGGAGAUGCUGUAGCAUCAGGGAACCAGCAUGCAAACAACAAACCUAUGCCAGAAAGCCAGCUUGAUUCAGAGCAUUAUCAAUCUGAGUCACACCCUUCAAAUUCAUCAGAGUGCAUAACAGACACUAAAGAUCCAAAACAGUUGAAUUUAGAUAUUGCAAGAUCUACCUCAAAAAUGCAGGAAAAUGUGCCACCAGCAGCUGAAUUUGUGCCCGAAAUUCCCCCUCUAUCAUCAAGUAAUGCAUAUAACAUCUUCAAAAAGUUGGGUUUUACAUCAUCAUCAUCUGCAGCUGUCAGUUCUCCAUCAAAUGAUAGAGAUCUAGAGAAAGAUAAAGCUACUAGUAAGAUUACUACGUCUAAUAAUCUUGAGAAUCCCCACACAUCGGUUGAAUAUAAGACAGACUCCUACACAACCCAAAGUGCAUCAUCUUCGAGUGUGCAGUCAGUAGAGACAGAUGAAACAGCCAAGCAACAACAAGGCAAUGCCUCCUAUAUUUACAACAACUACAACCUCAAGUACAUUCAGAUAAAUCUCUUCAGCUCACCAAACUGGCUCCUCUCAAGUUGGAGAAAGGAGAAACCUGUCGUACCUCUAUCUGCAAGCGAUGAGAACACAGCAUAUUUUGAUUCAGAUAUACCAUUAUUAGAGAUGACAGAUGCCUUGAAUAGCAAAGAUGCAUCAGGAGUUCCUGGAGAUAGCAAGAGUUAUGCUGCUGUUGCAGACAAGAUCAAGGAGGAGAGUGCAAAGCUAAAGGCAGCUGAGGCAGACAAGUCUGCAAGAAAGACAGUCAGACCAGUCAUAUCAAAAGCCAAUGUAGAUGCCAGGACCAAGUCUCUAGCCCUAGGAAUCAACACUGCCACCUCCAAUGCCUCCCGCCUCGUGAAGCUUGAGCGCCUAUGCGAUCACCUUGUCCAGUUCCCAGAGUCAAGGCAGGCUGCCAUACAGGAGAGGCUAAUACCAACACUCCUGAAGCACAAACAGAAGAUCAAAGACACUGACAUCCUUGCUCAAGUCCAUCAGCUGCUUGCUCAGCUGGGGUACGCCUCACCGGUCAAAAACAGGGGCGUAAGGAUUCUCUCUGUUGAUGGUGGAGGCUCAAGGGGUAUCAUUGCUAUUGAGAUCCUAAGAGAGCUAGAGAGACAGUCUGGCAAGCCUGUGCAUGAGAUGUUUGAUUACAUCAUUGGUGUGAGCUCAGGUGCUGUCUUAGUCUACCUCCUAGCCUAUGCCAAGGCCUCUCUGGAUGUAUGUGAACAGCUCUUUAAGGAGAUGAGUGUAGAGGUCUUCAAUAGGAACACACUACUUGGUACCAGCAAGCUGUUCUUUAGUCAUGCCUUCUAUGAUACAGAUGCUUGGAUGAAAAUCUUGAGGAGCCACAUGCAAGGUGUUGGACAAAGUCCAGCCAUUGAAAUGUCGCAGGAUCCAAAUUGUCCAAAGGUUGCUGCUCUAGCUACACUGAUGAAUGCAGGUCCCAUCAAGAACUACCUCUUCCGUAACUACAACCCACCUCCCAACACCACAUCCUUCUACCAAGGUUCAUCCAAGUACCAGCUUUGUGAGGGGCUCAGAGCUUCCUCAGCAGCUCCUGGAUACUUUGAAGAGUACAAACUUGAUGACCAUGUCUUUCAGGAUGGUGGUGUACUAACAAACAACCCAAGUGCUCUAGGCUUACAUGAGAGCAAGCUUCUUUGGCCAGACACACCCAUCCAGUGUGUGGUGUCACUAGGAACAGGGCGGUACGAUCCUAUGGAGGAAGGAUUAGAGUUACCUGAGUACAGCAGUCUCAAGAAGAAGCUCUACCAGAUCAUGAUCAGUGCUACAGACACAGAAUCUGUGCACACAACCCUCCAAGACUUGCUCCCAGCAGGAUCAUACUUCCGUUUCAACACCCUCAUGUCCGAAGACUUCCUACUGGAUGAGAAUCGUCCAGACAAGCUUGACCAGCUGCAGCAGGAGGCUCUAGACUUUGUAUCCAUCAAUGAACUCAGGAUCAUGCAAGCGGCCGGAGUACUGACCAGGGAGAAGUCCAGUCUUCAGAAAGCAACGGAUUGGGUCAAACUUCAGAAGGAUAUAUACCGAUGACCAGCUGCAGCACGAGGCGCUAGAUUUUGCAGUGAGUUGAGAAUCAUGCAAGUGGCUGGAGUACUAAACAUGAAGUUUCUUACAUCACAGACAUUGUUUAGCAGUUUGUGAGAGGUGCUUUAUGUUUCAGAAGAGUGGUUGACUCUCGAUGACUCAACAAGUUUAUUAAAUUUUCACCUCAUGAAAUUAUUUCUGGUGUUAAAUCAUUGGAAGCUAUUGCUUGACAAAUUUGACAAUCUUAAUGAUGAAGUUUACAAUCAAUGAUUUUUCAUAGAUUUAGGAAAUGAAUGAGGUUUGUUAGAAAUUUUCAAUCUUUAAGGUGAAUGAGGAGUGGACUUCUUUAUUAAAAAAUGAUAAAUGGGCUAGUGCUAAUUUGUUGUAAGAUGGUUUGGUGUAAUUUGAUACAUGCUAAUCCUCUGCACCAGUGACCUAAUGUCAUACCAGUGCAGACUCAGCAGCAUCCACACUCCAUGGAGAGCUUGUUUGAAUUUCAGGGCAUUUUACAAGGAAUUUAGAUGAUGAAUUAAGGCCAUGUAAACAUUACAGUAUUACAAUUUUCAUUACAUCACCAUAUACAGAGUUCUAUAUCCCUUUUACAACAAAAACAAAUAAUAGAUAAAAAGUGAAAGUUUGUCGCUGUGCAACUCAUGUAAGAUUUCAGCUUUUCAAAUGGUGUAAGUGCUUCAUUUUGUGAACUCACUCUGCACCUGUUAAUAAUUCAGUUUGAAAUCCAGUUGGUAAUAAGAUUACACAAAAGGCUAGUGUUUGAGAUGAAUUAUUAUGAUGAAUUGAUAUAUAAUUGAUAUGAUCUAUUGUGAAUGUUGUGACAUUUUGAUUGAAAGAAAAAAUCUUGACAUUUAUCAUACUUUCUAUUUGGUAAAGAUUUUUUUUUGUGUGUAAAAUAACCAUUUCUGGUCUUCUUUAUUUCCUCAUAAUAAUAUAAUCAUUUUCAAAUUUUCAGCAUUUGCCUCCAUUUCUGGAGGGAUUCUAUUUUGUAAAGAUAAAAAUGUCUUUUUGUUCAGCUGUGGAGCGUAAAAUUGGAUUUGGCAAAAGAAUAAAUGCUAAGAAAGGCUAUUUUAUUUCCAUGGACCAUUAAGUACAGUAUUACAUUUUUUGAACCAAUGCAUACAGGUAUGUUUAAUACCUUCUUCAGUCCAAUAACAAUGUACAAUCAUUUUCCAUUACUUAUCACCUCUAUUCCUCAACUGUGAUUGUGGAAUUUAUAAUGUUUCCACAGUCCAAAUCACAUUUGAGAGAUAUAUCAGAUUUGAAGUGUUCAGGUAUGUCAAGUGCAAUUGAGGAGUGUAUAUUUUCUUGUCAUAUGCUGCCAUUUUUGAAUUUCAUUGCCAUCCAUAUACAGCCUGUAAAGAAAAGUGGAGUAUUCUAAUCUAGUGUAGUCAUAGUACAUGUUCGAACCUGCUUUAGUAACCACCUGUCUACAAAGACCACAUUUUUUGUUUCCCUUGAAAAUGGUUUCUCAUUAAAACAUGUACUAUAGGCACCCGUACAUAAAAACCACCUGCCUAUAAAGACACCUUUCUUGUCUCCCUUGGGUGGUCUUUAUAGACAGGUUUCACUGUAUUAUAUUAGUCUGGAAAUGCCUUUUUUCAUGGAGAUACCGUUACAUAAUGCUGCAAUGGGUUUGCAAUAGAUGUUAAAAAGAUGAAAUGAGACUUCGGUGGUAAGCGCUUCAUACAGCCUGUAAGCAACGUUUUUAUUAUUAUUAUUAUAUUGUGUGUUUGGAGCUGGAAGGGCAUGAAUGCACUCUAUGUUAAAGUACCGGUAUACGUAUAUGAAUUAACAGUAAUACCCACCUGACACCAAACGGAUGAUUUGUGUAUUGGAAAUUGUUAUUUCCCCCCCCCCCCAAGACAUUUAUUUUUGCUGGUCACAACUGUGUCUUUAAAUGCAUGUUUAUACAUGUAGAAACUGCAAUCAUGCAUGCACAUAUAGAAGCUGCAAUCAUGCAUGUUAUUAUAUUACUUCAAUUUUAUUACAAAGGUUUGGAUGGUGCGUCUUUCCCAAAUCCAUUUCAUAUUAUUUUUAUGACUGUAGAAUAUGGGAGUUAGAUUUCCUAUUUAAACUGUGUACGUAUGUAUGUGUCCAUGUAUUAUUUGUGUAAAUGUAAACAAUAUGCAUAUUUGUAAAUUGUACAUGUGGAGAUUAAUGAGUGACUUCUUAUUCAACGUUUUGUGUGUGAACACAUGUAACUGAGUAUUAAACUGAUGCAUACAAUUUAAAAAAUUAAUGAUCUAUCAGGAACCAAGAUUUCUCCUUUAAUUUGAAAUAUAUUUUUUGAAAUUUUACCAGGAGGAAAAAUACGAUCUUAAGUACAGUGAAGAAUGUUUUAUUUUUUAAUUUGCACAUGCUGUGUACAAUCUGUAUUAAGUGAACAUAAAAGAAAAGGAAUAUUUUUCAUUACGUUGGUAAGUUUACAAAUUGAACCAUGGGGUAGUUUUGAGGUAUAGUACUUCCUGAUGACAUUUUUGCAAUUCAUCUGACUUCAUAUCAGUUAUUCUGUUUUAGAUACUACAUAUCAGAUUAAGCUACUGAUCUACUUAUAAGGGCAAAUAAAUAUAGAUAAUUCAUGACAAAAUGUAGUACUUCAAACAAACAAACAAACAGAGUUCAAUGUGUUGAAGAUGAAUUUCAAAAAUAUACAUUUUAUUGUGUUACAUAAUCUAUAAGAUUAAGAACAAUAAUACAAGUUUAUGUAUUGUUCUAUGUACAGUAAUUAAAACUCUUGUAAAAAUGAAUAUAGGAUGUUGAAUCAAACAUAUAAAAUAUGAUCAUUAUAAUUGA